AUGCAGAGGAUUGAAGUUCAAGGAAAGAGCAAAAGGAAACUAUAUGUUUUUGUAUUUGAUUCUGGUGGUGGUGGCAGUGGUGGAGAUGGUGGAGGUGGCGGUGGAUAUGAAGGUGAGGACGACGGAGGUGGAGGUGACGGAACUGGAGGUGGUGGAGGAAGAGAAGAUGAAGAAGGAGAAGGUGGAGGUGGGUUGAAUUUGUUGGUUAUAGAUACGGUGGAGGCGGACAUGGAGAGGCGGCGGACAUGGAGGGGCAGUGGACAUGGAUGGGGUGGCGGCAUGAAGUUACAGGAAGUGAAGGUGGAGGCAGGUUGGGUUGGAGGAGAAAGUGGGGUUGCAUGA
Messenger RNA from Daucus carota subsp. sativus, 342 nucleotides. RefSeq names its product putative glycine-rich cell wall structural protein 1. The transcript has 2 exons. The coding region runs from base 1 to 342 and encodes 113 amino acids. The record is from RefSeq and is a predicted model, not a curated record. Lineage: Eukaryota; Viridiplantae; Streptophyta; Magnoliopsida; Apiales; Apiaceae.